UUGGCAAAAGCUCUGCGCGGACAGUGCUCUGAAGUAUUUGUAGCGUGGUUUUCCAGUGUUAAAACAUUAAAAGCUAGGCUGGAAAAAGGACAACAGUUAAAUAGAAGAUACCAACACUAUUGGUAUCCAGCAAUACGGAGCUGCAAACUCCAUUUGGCAUAAUUCCCCACACACACGCACACGCUCAUACACACACACACACAGGCGCACACACAGCAAAAAGUCGAUUUUUCACCAACAUAAAGUUGUAUAUGUGCAAAACUUUCGAAUCGCAGGAUAAAUUCAAUGCAAACGCGAGUAAAUUUAAUGAAAAUUAAAAAGAAACUGCCAUCAAUUAAAAUAUAAUUAAUAUAAACUAAAAACUUUGCAAAAUGUGUGUGAUAUAGACGUGUAAGCAUUUUGUUUUUCAUACCAAAAUGCUGAGCUCAUCAUAGAGCAUAGAAAAGUUCUGCCAGCAGCAGAAGCAGCAGCACAAGCGAAAGGAGCCUUUGCCUCCCUCCCCUCCAUCAAACUGCCCCCGUGCCGAGCGUUGGCCUGUUGUUUGUGAUGUUAUGUUUAUGGUAAUGAGAAAGGUGAUAAUUUGUGUGACUAAACGCCUUAAAGGCUGUUGAGCAAUGCGUAGCGGCCGGAGGCAGACGACAACAGCCUUACCCUAAGCCAGAGCCAAAAAUUUCAAAUUGGAAUUGCGACCGCAGGCAACAGCCAAUUGCUAAGAGCUGAGAGCCAAAAGCGUUUUACGUCCGGGUUAAGAUAACGUUAAGCACAAGCUACGGCUGCACAACGACAACAACAACGACGCGGACGACGACCAGGACCAGGUCGACGACUAGAAAGCGCACAUGGCGAGCUGGAGCUGGAGCAUCUUGUGCGCAACGCUGUUGGUCGGCCUCACGUUACUCACGGUGACCCAUACGGUGCGCAUUACCAAUCUCCGUGUGCCGCACACUUACACACUCGAACGUGAUAAUGAGCCCGAUCCUUUGGUGUUGGACUGCGAGUACGAGAUGGGGCCAAGGGAGAAGGGCUUUGUGCUCAAGUGGCUGUUCAAUAAUCACUCCAUCUAUCAGUGGAUACCAUCCGUAAAGGGUUUUGCCAUGGGCUUCAUGAAGUCAAAGAUAGACACCAAAAUAUUCACCAUGGAGGGCAGUCCCGGUGUUAUAUCGAUAAAGAAUCCCGACUGGAACAUGACGGGGGAAUACACCUGUGCCGUGCAAACCUUUGAGUCCACGGAUAAGCGAAGUGCCCGCUUACAAAUAAUCGUUCCUGAGUCGGAUUUCAUGCUGGAGGCACGCAUGGGAGGCGAGCAGACAGAUGUGGACAUAAUGUGUGCAGUGCAGAAUGUUUUCCCACAGCCGGUGCUAUCCGUCAUUUUUGAUACACAUAUAUUGGACUCGGUGCUGACGCAAUUGGAUCAAAAUCCCAGUGGCCUGUACAGCAUGACAGUGCGAACGCGCAUUCCUAGAGAUCAACUUGAAUCACCCACACCGAUCACAUGUGCGUUUUUCCUGCUCGGCACUAACUAUACCAAACGCAGGGAGACUAUUUUCUAUGAUAAAGCCACAAAUAUACAACGCAAAUGGACAACAGUCGCCGUAGUUAUGUCGAUCGCAUCUUUAGCUUUAAGCAGUUAGUUUGGUAGUGUUUUUGUAGGCUAUGUACGUAUUUGUUUUUAUGUUCGUAUAGAAUGUUUAAAAGAAAAAUUUCAUUUUUAAAUAGAAUUUUAAAACGAUAAACGUAAUUUUUUGCGGUAUUUUUAAAAAAGCGCUUAUUUUGUAAAUGCAUGUAAAUGUAAGAGAAACGAAUGAUACACACGCAUACACACCUAUACACACGUACAUAUAUACACGCAUAAACAUA
This is a messenger RNA of Drosophila arizonae, 1857 nucleotides long. RefSeq lists its product as uncharacterized. NCBI's taxonomy places the organism in Eukaryota, Metazoa, Arthropoda, Insecta, Diptera, Drosophilidae. The record is from RefSeq and is a predicted model, not a curated record.